AAGAUGGCAUCCAGCAACCUAAGUGCUGAGGAGGAGCGGAGCCUGAUGGAAUGCGAGCAGUACGUCCAGAAGCACAACAUCCAGCAGCUGCUGAAAGAUUGCAUCAUCCAGCUGUGCACAGCACGGCCGGAACGACCCAUGGCUUUUCUGAGAGAGCACUUUGAAAAACUAGAGAAGGAGGAGGCUAAAAAGGUGGCUCCACAGCACAAGGCCAACUCUGUGUCAGACUCUCGUGAGGAUGAAGUGUCUCCACCCAUGAACCCUGUGGUCAGAGGUCGGAGCCGGAGAGGAGCGAUCAGUGCCGAGGUGUACACGGAGGAAGACGCCGCCUCGUAUGUCAGAAAGGUGGUUCCUAAAGACUACAAGAGUAUGGCAGCUCUGGGCAAAGCCAUGGAGAAGAACGUGCUGUUUGCUCACCUGGAUGACAAUGAGAGAAGGUGAGUGCAACAAACAUCUCACUUCAUCUUCUGGAAUCUGGCAGAGUCGUCUGCUG
Molecule: messenger RNA, 493 nt
Organism: Cynoglossus semilaevis (tongue sole)
Lineage: Eukaryota; Metazoa; Chordata; Actinopteri; Pleuronectiformes; Cynoglossidae
Product: cAMP-dependent protein kinase type I-alpha regulatory subunit-like
Exons: 3
Coding region: 4-441 (145 amino acids)
Biological process (GO): negative regulation of cAMP-dependent protein kinase activity
Cellular component (GO): cytosol; cAMP-dependent protein kinase complex
Molecular function (GO): cAMP-dependent protein kinase inhibitor activity; protein kinase A catalytic subunit binding; cAMP binding
Source: RefSeq, a predicted model, not a curated record